This is a messenger RNA of Sceloporus undulatus (fence lizard), 578 nucleotides long. RefSeq names its product vesicle-associated membrane protein 8-like. Gene Ontology annotation, molecular function: SNAP receptor activity; syntaxin binding. Gene Ontology annotation, biological process: SNARE complex assembly; vesicle-mediated transport; vesicle fusion. The record is from RefSeq and is a predicted model, not a curated record. Bases 1 to 459 code for a protein of 152 amino acids. The transcript has 4 exons. Lineage: Eukaryota; Metazoa; Chordata; Lepidosauria; Squamata; Phrynosomatidae. Gene Ontology annotation, cellular component: plasma membrane; SNARE complex.
AUGAGACAAGCAACUCCAUCUGAAUCAAUGAUCUGCCUGUCUCUUUUUCUGUUGGGGAUGCAGUCGUCAUACAUCAGUCUUUGGUCAGUAUUUCCUGACAGUUUGGAAGCUGCCUCUUCAGUGACCAAUAUAGAAAGUGUUCAGAAAAAUAGGAAGAUGGCGCAUGAUCAGAAGCACGAUGAUAUUGCUAUUUCUACACUUCAAGUUCAAGUGGAUGACGUGAAAAAUGUCAUGACUCAAAAUAUUGAAAAGGUCUUGAAAAGAGAAGAGAAACUGUCGGAACUGGCUGACCGAAGCGAAGAUCUUGAAACAGUGGCUCAUGGUUUCCAAAAAACCACUACAAAGAUUUCAAGGAAGAUGUGGUGGAAAAACACAAAAAUGGUCAUAAUUAUUGUAGUGAUUCUCCUUAUCAUUCUAGUUUUCAUUGUUCUUCUGGCCACAGGUGUUAUUCCAACAUAAGGAAUGUAAGCAGUUAAACGCAACACACUAAACAUGCUGUAAAAAUGUUCUAUAUUCAAAACAUCUUGUGUUUAGACUUAUUUUUAUAUACAAUAAAUGUAAUUAACAACCAAUAUAUA